AUGCUUCACCCCUCUUCUCCCGCUUCCAAUCCCCUCUCCUGCCCUACCCCUUGUCUCUCGCUCUCAUCCUCUCUGACUCCUCACCCUUCGUCUCCCAUUCCCAAAUCCCCCAUCCCUCAUCCUUCAACAACGCCCAACCAGGACAAGACAGGCGGGCGCUCACCUUUUUCCCCACCAUUCCCCCAAUCGCCCUUCCCCCACCUCCUCCCCCCAGUCCUCAUCCUUCAAUCAACAGGUCGCCAGGCCAAUCUGUGCACAACCGGGGGAAGACAGCUGCAGAAGACCUACCCUUUUCCCACCUUUUCCCACCUUUCCCCACCUUUCCCCACCUUUCCCCACCUUUCCCCCCCAUUUCCCCCUUUCCCUCCCCACCUCUCCCCCCCACCCCAGUCCUCGUCCUUCAACAGGUCGCCUGGCCAGUCCGUGCACAACCGGGGAAAAACAGCAGGGUCAGGCGGAGCAAGCCGGGUUGCUGCUGCUGCUGCGCCUGAAACAUGGUUGCCCGAGAGUGCACUCACCAGCGGUGCCCCGACCGUUUCCCCCACAAGUGCUGGAGCUCCCAAUCGUCCCUCUUGUAUUGGGAGUGAAGGUAUUGGGAGUGCUGCAGGGGUGUGGCUAGGCGCAGCGGGGGAUGGAGCAGUGGGAUGGGGGGGGAGAGGCGAGGAGACAGACAGAGAGUUGAGAGAGGAAGAUUCUGUGCCGCUGCUGCCCAAGCGGCUUCACUUUGACCAGCUGUCAGCCCCAACCCCGGGCGUGGCCUCAUUCCCAGCCUCGGCUGCUACAGAGUCGGAGAAGCCGUUGAGGAGGAGGAGGUGCAGGGCGUGCAUGGCAGCAUGGGAUAUGCUGGUGCUCACUGUGGUCAUUCUUCUCAUCUCGUUUAUUAUUGUUGGCGGCAUCCUCACCACCUUCCCCAUCAUCUGUCCCCUCCACCCUCCCUUCUCCCACCACUACCCACCUCCUCCGCCUCGUCUCCUCCCCGUGCCUCUCCCCUUCCUCCUGCACGCGCUAAUCACGCUCCUCCUCUCCCUUCAAACCGUCUUCAACUUCCUCUGCUCCGCUCUCCUCCCCGCCGGCCCAGUCACCCGUGUUGCUUUCGGCUCUGCAGACAUGCCAACUGUAUCGGCAGGCUCGUUUGACGGCUGGCAGUUGUGCCGCCGCUGCGACCCGCCCCGAGCCAAGCCCCCCGGUGCGCACCACUGCAGCAGCUGCGGCACGUGCGUGAUGGACAUGGACCACCACUGCCCCUUCGUGAGUACUUGA
Molecule: messenger RNA, 1260 nt
Organism: Closterium sp. Naga37s-1
Lineage: Eukaryota; Viridiplantae; Streptophyta; Zygnematophyceae; Desmidiales; Closteriaceae
Source: the annotation of a GenBank genome assembly